AUGAACAAUUCAGAGUGCAUGCUUCCUGGCAACUAAAGCCAUUGAUCGUAUGAUCUCGGGAAAGGACAGCCUGCCGCUCAUGACGAUGCUUACAUAUUAGGUACUAAUCAACAGACGUGUUGGCAGAUGAAGAGGAGGGAGGCAUUCGCCCACUCGCAAGUGGAAUCGAAAGAGAGAUCGUGAGAAUCUCUGGCGGAUGGAAAUGAAGAGAUCCCAGGAGAAAAGGAGCCCAACCUCUCUCUUCUUUGGUGAUAUUGUGAUAUCCAAGAAAAUCGACGCAGCCCAUCAUUGUGGGCUGCAAGGCCCAAAAUCAGUACUUUUUCCAUGCCCAGUGAGAGAGCCCAAAAGAGCGGGCGGGGCUGAUCCACAGUCAGUGGAGGAGGUGCCGCCGCCGCCGCCGCCGCGGCGGUCAUGGUGGACCAGUUUACUUCAGCCAAACUACCCCCGGGGUCGAUUAAUAAAUGAAACUUUAUUAAUGGGGCCCCACCAACCCCAUGGGCAUUUAAGCGCCACACCCAAUUCCCCUCCCCCCCCUCCCCCCCAGUGCGCCGUAUCCCCGGUGGAUUGGUCGCCCAUCCCCAUGUGGGCGACCGAAACACAGAGGCUAUAAAAUGUAUAUUAAUGGAAGAAGAUGGCCGACGUCGCGUUCACUCAAGAUGGACGGCCGAGAUUAAAAACACGGAAAUGAGAAGAAAGAAGACGGAGACGACGAACACGGCGGCGACGGCAGCCACCCCCCUCCUCGCCUCGCCAACACGACUGACGUGGGAAGGGGGGCACCAGAGGAGAAAAAACAGGGGCGAGAACGACCGGCGGGAGGGAGGGUGGGGGCGGAGAACGAGUUUCGAAAAAAAACGGGCAGUUUUCUACUGA
Molecule: messenger RNA, 873 nt
Organism: Spirodela intermedia
Lineage: Eukaryota; Viridiplantae; Streptophyta; Magnoliopsida; Alismatales; Araceae
Source: the annotation of a GenBank genome assembly